This is a messenger RNA of Planococcus citri (citrus mealybug), 2138 nucleotides long. Its product is annotated as carboxylic ester hydrolase-like. Bases 315 to 2024 code for a protein of 569 amino acids. Lineage: Eukaryota; Metazoa; Arthropoda; Insecta; Hemiptera; Pseudococcidae. The record is from RefSeq and is a predicted model, not a curated record. The transcript is spliced from 12 exons.
UUAAAGUAUAUUGUUAAUCAAAUUAAAAACCUUAUCAAUUAUCACCAACAUUUAUCGACAACUUAAAAUGAAAAUUAUUACGUGAUCAUUACGAAUUUGAAGUGAUCGGAAGAAACUUUUCUCAAAAGAUUGAAGAUUUUUAUUUCAAGUUAUCCUUCUGUUAAAUCGGGAAAAUGAAGUCUGUUUAAUUAUUAACGUGGAAAGCUGUUGACAAAGAAAUUUCAAUUUGGGAAACGUAAAAAUUUAAUUCGAUAGAAACAUCGAUAAAACAGCUCUAAUGUUAUUCAAACCACAAAUAUUGAAUUACUACUACAAUGAAAUUGCUCCUAGUGAUCUGCGUUUGCACCUUGGCUCAUUGCCAACCUUGCGUAAAAAUAACAGAAGGUGAAUUAUGCGGAACAACGUACACUUUGCCGAAUAAUCGACAAGUAUUCGUAUAUUAUGGGAUACCUUUUGCUGCUCCACCUAUUGGAGAAAACAGAUUUAAAAAUCCUCAGCCAGUAGUAGGUUGGAAUGGAGUUAGAAAUGCUACAGUGCGAGGGCCAGAAUGUGUUCAAUUUAUACGCAAAUCAGAAGAGACUCCAGUGAAAGGUGAUGAAGACUGUCUUUAUUUGAACGUUUUCACUCCUAAGAUAUUAGCAGCCAAUUCAUCAGAACUGAUGAACGUGUUAGUUUACAUACACGGUGGAGCAUUCAUGUACGGAAGUGGUAAAAACAUGAAUCCUGAUUACAUUAUGCAAAACGACGAUAUCGUAUUUGUCAGCAUUAAUUAUCGACUCGGACCUCUAGGAUUUCUCAGCACUAGUGAUUUAAUUGUGCCUGGAAACAAUGGACUGAAAGAUCAAGUCGUUGCUCUCGAGUGGAUCCACAAAAAUAUCCGGAAUUUCGGAGGUGAUCCUAAAAGCGUCACUAUUUAUGGAGUAUCUGCGGGAGCUGCCUGCGUGCAUUAUCAUAUGAUUACUCGUAUUUUCUAUAAUGAAAUGCUGUUUCGCUCGCACCAUCCGAUUAACAGGACGAUGGCAAAUCCAGAUCUUUUUCAAAAAGCAAUAUCUGCCAGUGGCGCAGCUGGUUUUCCUUGGUCCUUACGUCCUUACACGUGGUCAAAAUCAUUGGAAUUGGCCGAAAUACUCAAAUGUGAAAACGGAGAUUCAUCAUACAUUUUGAACUGUUUAAGAAACAAAACUAUCGAGGAAAUAUAUCGAGCCACAUGUAUUUUAUUGGAGGGAAAACAUGAUACCGAUAUACCAUUCGGUCCUGUCCUUGAACCUUUUCACCAUAAUUCGUUCUUAAGUCAUAAUCCAAUUUAUGAAUUGGAAGAUAGUCAUGUAAACGAUAUACCUUGGAUGAUUAGUGUAGUCGAUAGAGAAGGCACAGUUCCUGGAAUCGCGAUCGUUUCCAAUUCAACCUUUUUCAACAGUCUGGAUGAAAAAUGGGAUGAAUUAGCACCCGACAUGUUUCUGUAUAAUAACAACAGCCUAUUGGAAAAACCAGGAAGUGAAAUCGGUUCUUUGAUAAAGAAACAUUAUUUUGGAGACAGGAAAAUAUCUAAUGACACUAUUGACGAAUUAUUCCGGGCAUUAGGGGACCGGUUAUUCUACCAUCCUGUAACAAAGGUCACCAAAUUACACAAUUCUGUGGUAAAAAAUAAUGUCUAUUGCUACCGAUUCAAGUACAGAGGAUCUGAAAGUUUCUCUGAUUAUCAUCCCGGUAAAGAAAAUUACGGUGUUUGUCAUUGUGACGAUCAAUUUUAUAUCGUGAGUUGGAACGGUAGAAGAAAAAAUCAACUCGAUGACCAAAUGGCUAAAUUUUUAUCAUCCAGUAUUAUCGCUUUCAUGAAAACAGGAAAUCCUAGUACUCCAUUAGUGAAUUGGGAACCUGUUUCUAAGGAUGAUGAAAUGCGUUGUUUGAAUAUCUACUCGCCCACGGACCAAAAAAUGGAAAAUUUUGAGAAUAAAACCAUGUUACAAUUUUGGGAAAAUAUUUUAAGAAAAAAGGCUGGAAACCGUGGGCCCAUUAAUUUUUAAGUAUUUAAUUAAGUAUCAGCAAUUCAGCAUUGUACAGUAGGUUAUAAUUUUAUAUAAAUUUUUCUAUCAAGUGUAGACUUAUAAAGUAUAUAAAGCAAAAAUGUAUCAAAAUAA